Messenger RNA from Astrephomene gubernaculifera, 2840 nucleotides. Lineage: Eukaryota; Viridiplantae; Chlorophyta; Chlorophyceae; Chlamydomonadales; Astrephomenaceae. The record is from the annotation of a GenBank genome assembly.
UGCAGUUAGUAUCGUCAAGCUGCCAUGUCAUUGACGUCGGAUUUCAGUUUCCUGGGCACCUCGGAGAGUAGCUCUGUCAAAGGGAAUGUUUUUGCAAGAUGACGUAGCUCAGCUGGACUAUGCGAUCCCGCAAUGAUCGGCCAUCAUGUCGCUGUCAGUGGGCCGGGCACGACCGCUCUUUACCAAGGCGAACCUCCCCUUAACCUGUACUAUCGACCUCUUCAACAGAAUGAUUAUAACGCUUUAAAGGCUAUCCACCGAGACCUGUUCCCUAUUGACUAUGAGGAGGUCUUCUUUCAAAAGGCCGUCUCGGGGGAAGACAGAGUCUUCUCCUGGGCUGCUGUACACAGUCAGAACGGCAGGGACCACCUUGUCGGCUUCGUGACAGCUCGGCUGGUGUACAUGCACGAAUGCGACCCCGUGGACCGCCAAGUAAUGGGCCUGUCCUCGCGCUCGCUGGACGGCUGCUGCGGCUGCUACGUGUUGACGCUGGGUGUGGUGCCGAGCUGCCGGCAGUGCGGCAUCGCGAGGUGUCUGUUGGGGCUGGUGCAGCAGCACGCGGCGCGGCUGAGGUGUCGAGCCAUUUUCCUGCACGUCAUAUCGUACAACAUCGGAGCCAUGCGGCUGUACGGCGGCGCCGGCUACCAGGCUAUGGCCCGUCUGCCCAACUUCUACCACCUGCUCACAGGCCGGCAGCCCGACCCGUCUCAAACCUGGUUCGACGCCUUCCUCUACGCGCUGUUCCUGCCGCCCGGCGGGGUCCUGGGUGCGGGCGGCGGCAGUGGGGAGGUCUCUCCCGCGCUGCAGUGGGCUGGUGGGGUGAUUGGGGCGGCGGUGGCGCCGCUUCGGUCGGUGCUGGGCACCUUUCAGGGCUGUGUGCCUGCUUGGUUAAGCAGGCAAACGUACAGCACCUUCCUGCCCUUCGCCGCCUCCGCAGCUGCGUUGACGUCCUGCAAGGACCAGCCCCGCGGCGCGCCUCCGACCCCUAACGGACAGCGACACCAGCAGCAGCCGCUGCAUCAGCAGUGGCCACUGUCUGCGGGGCCCUAUCCCUACAUGCAGCAGCAGCAGCAUGUGUCGCAGGACCCGGGGGCAGCAUGCCUGCCGUACUCACCAGCCGGCCCACAGCAUCCACACCAACACCCUCCGCAGCAGCAACAAUUGCAGCAGCAGCAGCAGCGAUAUUCGCAGGAAUGCGGACCCGUCUCCUCGCAGGGUUGGGUGCCGGCGGGCGGCAACCGCAGGGACUACGAGGCUCACCCACAAGCGCCUAACUGGCCGCAAGCGUUGCCAUGGGAGCAGCAGGGGCCCGGGGAGGCUGCCUUGCCCAUGCCCGGGCCCAUGCAGGGAGGGCCCAUGCAGCAGCAGCAGCCAGCAGGGGAGGGGUACGGGCCGGUGCUGCGCCCACCCUCCCCGCUGGCUCCACCCAGCCACGCAGGGCGGUGCGCCACGCCGCAGCAGCAGCCUCCUCAGCAGCAGGCUUACCCAGCGGCGGCUGGCGGCGGCUUCGGUGAAGCAGGCGUGAUGCCGACCUACACCGCCGCCGGGCCCGGGUAUUGCCACCCACAUCCCUACCAGGUGCAGCAACAACAACAACAGCCGCCGCCGCAGCAGCAGUAUAACGAUUUUAGACAACGACACGGACAUGGGCUUAGCCGUAGUAACAGCCGCAACAGUUACCAGCACCAGAAGCAUCCCCAGCAGCAGCAACACCAACACCAACAGCAUCCCUCUGGAGAGGACGGUAACGGAAGCGCUCAAGGAGACCUCGAGUGUAGCAGCAGGAGCAGCAGCGGGGCACAUCGCAACCCGCAGGGAUUGGGUGGCAGCGGCCUGCACAUGCGACCUCAGCAACACCAGCAGCAGCAGCAGCAGCAACACAAUCAGAGGCAACGGCAGAGUGGCUCGUUGCUUACGUCGCUGCUGCGGCCGCCGGCAGCGCAGCCGCAUCCGCAUAGGCGGUAGAUGGCGCCCAUGUUGCUCCGGGUGCUAGUCCGGCAUUUGGGACGCCAUCAUCCCCCGACCGAUAUAAUACGAUCUGGAUCAGUGUUUCCGCGGCUUAAGUUAUCCAAUCCCGGUGAUGGCUUGCAGGGGCUGGUCUUGGAGCAUGUUGAAUGGUGAUGGGUAUUUGGUGGUUGGGCUUGGAGCACGGCAACGUGCUUUGGGUGAUGACACAAGGGGCGCGUUGGUUACCCUCGGACUGGUGCCUGGUAUAGCUGCACAGACAUUGUGUUUUAGUGAGCAUGAGGCUAGGGUUGCGGUGCUGGACUGGGUGUGAGGUUAGCGUUGUUAGGACCUUAGUGGCGGUUGUGGGUGUCGCGAAUUUUGUAUAAGAUGCCUGCCAGCAAGCUAGGGAGGUCCGCCGGGGACGGGGAUGCGGUAAACUGGCUUGACACGCAUCCAACGCAUGAAGGCAGAAGGGAUAAUGGGAUUCGGAUGGAUAGUAACAGACGUCUCAUUGUCUGUGCGGCUUAUGAACGUGGCAUGGGAUCUCCUGCCGUAUACGGCUCUGCCAGCUGCGGAUAGACCUAUGGGGUGACGCCUUUAAGGCGCCAUCUCUUCAGUAACGUUGGUUAGUGUUCUUGGCCCGCGUGGCUCGUACGGACACACUGUACGCGCAUUCAGACUAACGUAACUGUAAUUGCACCGGUGGGGCAAGUCCUUUGGAUAACAUCUUGGAGGGUGGCUACUACAUUAAGCGUGUUGCGGAUAUUUGUGGUCGCUGGGUAGCCUUGAGCGCAAUUCACAUACCGAGUGAUGAGCUGGGGUGACGGCCCCAUGCAACGCCCACAUCAAGCACGGGCUCCUAAGCCUCUUCAAGGAGAUGCAACGCGCGCGAC